Messenger RNA from Naegleria lovaniensis, 2406 nucleotides. RefSeq lists its product as uncharacterized. Gene Ontology annotation, biological process: signal transduction. The record is from RefSeq and is a predicted model, not a curated record. Gene Ontology annotation, cellular component: plasma membrane. Gene Ontology annotation, molecular function: GDP binding; GTP binding; GTPase activity. Bases 1 to 2406 code for a protein of 801 amino acids. The transcript has a single exon. Lineage: Eukaryota; Heterolobosea; Eutetramitea; Acrasida; Naegleriidae.
AUGUUUUUCAGAAAGAACAAAUCAAGUGGUUCCAAUCAAACCACAACUAAAUCCAAGUCUUCUACCUCUACCACCAACAAAUCAACAACCACCAACACCGCCACGUCUACCUCCACUUCUACCCUAAAUUCUCCUCCUUUCCUCGCCACAGAAAUGAAUUUGGCAGAUUCCAACAUGUCCACAACGACAUCAGAACGGCCAAGCAUGGACAUUUUUCUGGCUCAUCGUCAACAGCACAACAACCAGACCGUAGAAUCAAGCACUCAAGAUCAACAGAGUAGUCAUACUGAAACGAACGUGCCCCGAAAUCGUAACUCUCUUCGUCUCUCUAUUGGACACUUCUUUAAGGAUAAGCUCAACAAGAUUCGUCACUCUCUGAAUCGAAAUUCUAACCUUAAUUUUGAUGAUAUUGAAGCAGCUGUGGCUUUGGAACAACUUGGUUCGCCCUCAUCUUCCACCACACAUGGUUAUUAUACCGAGAGAUGUUCCAUGGAUACGAGUAGAAGUAAUGCCAGUAGAAAUCAUCAUCAGAACCCCAAGCAAAGUGAGAGAGGUCGAAAUCGAGCCAUCUCAGAUGGAGUGCAUCCUAAAAAGAGACCCGUCUCGGUCACACUGCAGCAACUUCAAAGUGGAAACUAUUCGGGUAGUGGCUUUAUAUCAGCCAAUCCCUAUAGCAUGUCCUCCUCGUCCUCAUCUGGUCGAUCAUUUCCAUCUCCUAGACAAUUUCUCAAAUCCACUCUCUUCUCGAAUAAGGAACAACAAGAAUCGAAGGACAUUAAGGUUCUCGUACUGGGUGCUACAGCUGUGGGAAAGAGUGCCCUUUGUAGUCAAUAUCUGAAAGGAAUAUUUCCAUCUCAACAUGUUUCCACAGUGGAGGAUCAAUUCAAAAAGGUGGUUGAUAUUGAUGGUGAAACGACAAGCAUUCAUAUUUUGGACACAUGGGGUGAUGUUCUCUUGCAAAACGAGUCGUCAUUGCAAUCGCCUCAAGAUGUCUCAAAUAGCACAAGCUCGUUACAAAGCUCUCAGAGCAGUACAUCCAAUUUAGUUGAACACCUCUCAAAACCCUCCAAAGCAAUUACCUCAAUUGUUGAAAAUGCUUCAGCAGCAGAACAGAAUCAUCCUAAUAGUGAUUCCUUAAAUAAUUGCUCAUUCAGUAAUAAUUCAUCGAGUUGUAGCAGCUCGCUCGUCUCCACAACAAUAUUAGGUUCUUCCAUGGCAGAGAGUUGCACCUUGACAGAUGCAUCAAGCAAUACAAGCAGCAAGAAUAUGACCUCGUCGUCUCCUCGAAGAAAUAGUUGUGUACAACUCGAAAGGGAGUUGAAAAAGUCUAUCAUGAAUCAAAUUUCUUCGUCUUCCAAUGGGUCCUUCUUUGCAUCCAAUGUGGUCAUCUUACUCAUGUAUUCCAUUUCAGAUUAUUCCUCCUUUGAGAAGGUUUUACAAAUCUAUGAAAAUCUCCAACUGUUGGCUGUCGAGUCACAUUUGAAAAAUUACAAUGAAGAGCUUGCUAAUAACUCUAAAAAGAAGGGCUCCCUUACUAAACGUUCUCCACGAUGUAAAUAUUAUUCCUUCCAGCCCACCAUCUUACUUGUGGGUACGAAACGAGAUCAAGAUCCAUCUAUUGCACGAAGUAACCUGAUUCACCAGCUUACCAAUUCGUCCUCUUUCACAGUACCAACAACGUCACAACAAGAACGACGACCAUCCAUUGUUCAACAACCACCCACCAAUAAUAACAACAACAACAGUUCAGACAUGUAUGGCUUCUAUUACGGCUUUGGAUUAAGCAAUGAAGACAAAACUCAAUUCAUUCACUCUCUUCCAGCACGCAUUCCAAUCACCAAGUCCAAUAAGCGACGACCUUCCAUCUAUUCACAAUACGAGUAUGCCAUGUGUGGAUGUACAGAGACAGAGAGACAAGUCACAUUCGAAGAAGGAGAGCAAUUAGCAGCUACCAUCGGUGAGAAUUGCUACUUUAUGGAAAUUUCAAAUCAAAACCCAUUGGAAGUGGAACAAGUAUUUCUGCAAGCCGUUCGAAAAGUGAGAGAACGCAUGACUCAACUCUCCAACUCGGAAUUUGCUCGGGCAGCUCGAGCUCAACCCAUUUCAUACAGAACUCCAUUAUCGGAAUGUGUUUCGGUGUCGUCAUCGAGAGCAUCCUCUGCAGCCACUCCGUAUGAUGAGGACACAUGGAAUGCCCUUAAUGCUACGCAACAGCAGCAACCAGUGAGUAGCAGUGGUAAUCAUAGUCAGCAGCCUAUCAUCACUCGAAAAGAAGUUCCGAGACUUCUCUCACCCACAUCGGACAGCAAAGAAGCGAGAGACGAAAAGCAAAGAAGACGAAGAAAAGAUAUCAAAGUAUUGGAAAAUUGUGCUGCAUUAACGGAUGAAUUAAUAAAUUACAUGUAA